AGGUAGCAGUUCAUUCUUUUGUGGAGAAUCUGUUCAGGAGUAUCUGGGGAUUGCCUAACAGCAGGGCCCCACUGGCCAUCAAGUACUUUUUCCACUUCCUGGAUGCACAAGCAGAGAGAAAAAAAAUCUCAGAUCCAGAUGUUCUCCACAUCUGGAAAACAAACAGCCUUCCACUUCGUUUCUGGGUGAACAUCCUGAAGAACCCUGACUUUCUGUUCAGCGACUUGGAAAAGACACCUCACCUGGACGGCUGUCUGUCCGUCAUCGCUCAAGCCUUCAUGGACUCCUUCUCCCUAGUCGAGCAACACCUGGACAAGCAUUCACCAACCAAUAAGCUACUAUAUGGCAAAGACAUCCCUCAGUACAAACAGGAAGUGAAGUUGUACUACAAGUUAGUGAAGGACGAGCCUUCUAUUAGCAGCCAAGAGUUGAAAAUAUUUCUUCAAGGGGAGUCAAAGAAACAUCAAAAUGAGUUUAAUGAAUCUGCGGCUCUGCGAGAACUCUGCAAAUUCAUGCUCCGCUACUUCAGCGAGGUUUCUCAGAAGCUGGAACAGACAGACGCCCCUGAUAAGUUGAAAGAGGACAUGCAAAACGUGAAGGAGCUUUUUGAAAACAUGAAGCGAAUUGGUUGGAGUUGAAAUUCCUGGUCUUGUUGUUCAUAUGGGUAUUUACACUGCAUUUUGUUUAUUUUAAGCUGGUCAUUAAACUGGACGCACCUCCAUCAUAAAGACUUUCAGCAUCAUCAGCCAUUUAUUAGAGAAGACAGAUUCACUUCUGUUUGUUGGACAUUAUAGAGACCAAGUGAAUGUAAUGUAUAUUGAUGAAUUUUAGAGUUCGAGAGGAGCUCAUUGUUGAGCUUAUAUU
Molecule: messenger RNA, 864 nt
Organism: Sinocyclocheilus grahami
Lineage: Eukaryota; Metazoa; Chordata; Actinopteri; Cypriniformes; Cyprinidae
Product: plexin-C1-like
Exons: 5
Coding region: 279-638 (119 amino acids)
Biological process (GO): regulation of cell migration; positive regulation of axonogenesis; regulation of cell shape
Cellular component (GO): plasma membrane; semaphorin receptor complex
Molecular function (GO): semaphorin receptor activity
Source: RefSeq, a predicted model, not a curated record